AUCGGCAAUAGAUAGAAACCCAAAGCAGAUGAAGCAGUAGAGUCUACUAUAAAUCGCCGUUGCCCACUCGUCAUUGGUUGUACGCUCGCCUCGGGAUCAGAGGAGUGACCGUAUCUGCUCAACCAAGCAUUGUGACGCAAAUUACUUGUGACCAGUUCCCGGAUCAUGAGGUGUAGAAACGCAUUCUGAGAAAGAUUUCUAAACUCAAGAUCAAUAAGCAUGAGAGAUAUAAUAUCCGAGUAAAUUAAUACUAAGUAAAAGUGUCAGGUCGUCUAAUGCAGGAGCUCGUGUUUGAGGCACUCGCCACUUCCAAUGAGGCCGCAACUUCUUCCUCAAAUGCAGUAAAUUCUAAUCCAGGAGUCGCUAAAAGUAGCUACGACGAGGCAAGACGAAAAAUCGAAAAGCUUUCCGUGAAGGAGCUCAAGCUGCUGCUGCACCGGGAAGAGUACGACGCCAACAACGAAGUCAACUUUACGGAAAAGCAAGACUUGAUCGAAGCGGCGCUCGAGCUGCUUGCGGUGACAAAAGUCGGAUGGGGACGGCACUGGCAGAGUACAUCGCUGAAAAUCUUUCUCGACGUCGACGGCGUUUUGAAUAAACUCGGGGGGUUUGCCCUCACACUGCACGAGGACAACUGCCGAGAAUUCAUAGCCGCGGUUCAGAAGGCGGAGCAAGUUGUGCUGAGUGACAGGAACAUGGGGACGAAUAGUUGUGAUGAUGCUGUGUUGAACAAUAUUCCCCAGUGUCAAGUCCAAGUCGUCCUCUCCAGCUCGUGGCGCACACGACUGAUAAGAAAACUGAAACUGCAGAAAUACCUCGAGAGACAGUUUAUCCGGUGUAAAAGUUGUUGUAAAGGUGUAUCGUACACCAGCUAACCUAUUGUACAACACGAAAUUUGAUAAUUUUUCCAUCGACAAUUUUUUUUUGGGAAGGAAAAAGGAAAUCUGUUGUGCUGAAUAAAGGAUUUCUGAUACGAAAGGAAAAAAGAUCUUCUGUCAUACAACAUGGGAAUUUGUACGCUACGAGUUACGCUUACAAAUACAAUGGUACAACAAUUUUUGCAGAGGAUGAAGGUCAAGGUGCGACCCGACUUUUUUUGCGGAGAGACGGAAGAGAUAGCGUAUGACAUGCGGCAUCUGGAAAUACGGAACUUCGCCGCGGAAAAUUGUCUGCUUGAAGUACUUGAAGGUCCUCGGGGUCGUGAACAGGCAACUCGUACAUUACGUGCCGCAACCUCCAGAUGUGGGAAUUCUAGUUGUUUGACGAACAACUUUAUCAUAGUCGACGACAUGGAAGCUUUGCGGGACUCUUUCGACCAAAGCACGCUUCUCUUGACGGAUGGAAAUACCGGGUUCACGCCCGCUGACGGGGAAAGAUUAGUGGCAAUGGUGCGGGAGAAAGUGAAACAUUUGAAGAACAAUCAUCGUGCAAAUAAAGUGACAGGGAAUUUAGAUGAAACGAGGAAUCCCACCCGCACAGCUAGUGGAGAAAGUGUUGGUACAGGAACAGCAACAUCAGCCCAUGACUUGACAGGAGCUCCAAGAACGCAAGAAGUACAGGAGCCGAAACGACAGCGACUUUGACAUGUACGAAAUUUCGAAGUGUGCUUUACCAGACCGCUCAAGCUCUUGCAUCGUUCGAAUGCAGGUAGUUGGGGGGGAGGUACUCAUACUAUCGAAGGCCGCGACUCACCAGCACAAAGAGGAUGUCAAAAUGACGUCUUAGUGAAGAUACAACUGUUGAAAGAACGUUCUUGUGACUAAAACCAACACCUGUAGUUUUUGCAGCUGAUACUGUCGUCUGCAUUUGAGUGCAGAGACGAAGAAAAGGUACAUAUGGUGAGAAGUCUACUGCAGACUGGCAUGCAUUGUAUU
This is a messenger RNA of Amoebophrya sp. A120, 1874 nucleotides long. The record is from the annotation of a GenBank genome assembly. Lineage: Eukaryota; Dinophyceae; Syndiniales; Amoebophryaceae.